Ceratina calcarata is the source of this 715-nucleotide messenger RNA. RefSeq lists its product as uncharacterized. The transcript is spliced from 5 exons. Bases 183 to 695 code for a protein of 170 amino acids. Lineage: Eukaryota; Metazoa; Arthropoda; Insecta; Hymenoptera; Apidae. The record is from RefSeq and is a predicted model, not a curated record.
AUGCUAUAAUAAGUAAAAUGUUUCAAACUACGUGGAUAAAAUAAUCUUUACACGUAAAUUAAUUAGAAAAAAAGAUGUUCAUAAAAGAGAAAUACGUCAAAUCUCCUGUGUAAUGAUACGUGCUUUUGAAUUUGGGACAUUGGGACUUUCGUAAUGCGUAGUACAGUGCGAUCGUAGUAAUUAUGGCGACGAUACUUAGUAACUGUGGUAUACACCGAAAUGAUUGUUUAGUUUCUCUUUUGGUUACAGGUCCUAUAGAAUUAUGCCGUAAAGUUUCUGAAGAAUUACAAGAGAGUGCAAAAGAAAGAAAGUGGCGUAUCGUUGUACAUCAAUGUGAAACUGUUGCUGAUGUUAUAAAGUCGAAGUUAAAUAUUGGUGUCGAUUUCAUUGUUUUUGUUUUUGACUGGAGAAUCAGUCAGACUUUGUCUGAUGUGGAAAAAAACUUACGUCUUAUCGAUGAACAUUUCAUAGUUUCUGGAGCUGUGUGCCUAGUAAACUGCACAGGAAUCUUGAGUUUUGUGGGAAAGACCUCCCACAAGAUUGUACAGAUAAGAAAUAAAUAUAAUAUUCAUUUCUUGUCUGCCAAUGUUUUCAAAUCACUAAUUCGUGUUCAGUUAGGUGGUAGGAUCUUGAACCUAGUAGAAGCUUUAUUGGGAAUAACAAGUGGAAUUCCUAUUAGUGGACUAUUGGCAUAAAAUUUUACAAAGCUUUAUAC